GUUAAUUUGUUAAUAACUUCUGUACAUUAUUAAAGAUAUUACUUGCUGAUAAUAAACAGUUUAGAUCUCUUAUUUGAAAUAUUAAUUAAAUUGGAUAAAAUUAUGCUUAUCCGAUGCGGUUUGCUCAAAAUUUACGAAUUUGGCAAAAAUAAUUAUAACCAUGAAAAAGUAUCUUUCAAUACAUUGUGAAGAUAAUUAAAAUUUUUAAUUGCGAUCUAACAAUUUGAAAGAACAAUUUGGAAAUCAAAUUGCGUUUCUAAAUUGCAGAAGCAUGUCAAGCAGUGCGAAGGUAUGCACCCCGCUUCCUAAAAGCCUGACUAGUCACAUCAAAAUCUGUGAGAACACUCAGCAAUAUGUCAUUAAUUUUUUGCAAAAUUUGUUGCCUCCAUCAGAUUGUAAAUUCAUUCCAGAUGAACUGCGAAAGACCUUUAUAUUUAACAAGAUUAGACCAAAAUUCAAGCAGAAAGUAAAGAAAGGCAAAUGCUUUUCGAACAGGAAGAGACUGUGCCUUGGCUUGGGCAGAAUUGGCAAUAGAAAUCAAAUGAAGUAUUCUGAUCUUCUGCCUUUAAAUCACUUAUGGUUACAAUACAUGCGAGAAAUGCUCGGUAUCGAAUCAUUUACCAGUAUACCAAAGAAUCCUGGCAGUCCAAAUUGGGAGAGCUUAAACCUACAAUUGAUAAAAGCUGACUUUCAUGGUGCUAAAAUCUCGAUUGAUGGAUCAAGAUGUCCCAGUUUGGUAGGAGUUAUGGGAAUCGUCAUACAAGAUACUCAGAACACUUUCAGGAUUUGUGGAAUGGACAAUGUUAUUCGAACAAUACCAAAGAAUGUAGUUAAGAUUAAUGUUCAUUUGGAUGAUGGUAUAACAUUAAAAGCGUUUGGAAAAGAACUUUCUGUUAAACCAGAAAAGCGAGCAAAAAAGAAGAUUAAGAAUAAUUCAAUUAUAAUGUUAUAAUCAUUAUUUAAGAUAGAUUUAAUUGAUUCAUGCUAUGCCUGUAGAAACUCAUAGUGUUAAAUCUUAAUAAAGAAAUUAUUGCAGAGGAAGUUGAAAAAUGUGACAAAAAUCAGUAUAUAAA
Monomorium pharaonis (pharaoh ant) is the source of this 1073-nucleotide messenger RNA. It is a transcript of the gene Pop4, whose product is annotated as ribonuclease P protein subunit p29. The transcript has 4 exons. Gene Ontology annotation, biological process: rRNA processing; tRNA 5'-leader removal. NCBI's taxonomy places the organism in Eukaryota, Metazoa, Arthropoda, Insecta, Hymenoptera, Formicidae. Gene Ontology annotation, molecular function: ribonuclease P RNA binding. The coding region runs from base 272 to 952 and encodes 226 amino acids. The record is from RefSeq and is a predicted model, not a curated record. Gene Ontology annotation, cellular component: ribonuclease MRP complex; ribonuclease P complex.